AUGGCCAUUGUAGGAUUGGGAGGCCUAGGUAAAACAACUUUGGCUCGCUCAGUUACCAAGCAACUGAAAGAAGGUGAAAUGAAAAGGUACUUUGAUGCAACAUUAUGGGUGUAUGUAUCAAAUGCUUUUGAUGUCAAUUCAAUUUUAUGUCGAAUGCUGGAAUCAUAUGACUGCGCGACUGGAGCAAAUCUUUCAAGUCGGGAAGCAUUGAUUGGAAGCCUCCAGCAGAAGUUGAAAGAGAAAAGGUAUUUUCUUGUACUUGAUGACGUUUGGAAUGAGGAUGCUAAUAAUUGGGAUGAUUUGAAGCGUUGUCUAUUGCAACUAAAUUCUGCUAAAGGAAGCUUUGUGAUUGUCACCACCCGUAGUGCCAAGGUUGCAUCAAUCAUGGAAACACUUUCUAGGUGCGAUCUAGGGACUCUAUCGGAUGAUGAAUGUUGGUCCAUAUUAAAGGAUAGAGUAUUUGCAGAUCUUAAUGCUCCGAUACCUUCAGAACUAGAGGAAAUUGGAAGGUUAAUUGCCAAAAAGUGUGCUGGUCUUCCAUUGGCGGCAAAGGUUUUGGGAAGCUUGAUGCGUUCUAAGAACGGUAGCAAUGAAUGGUUGUCAAUUCUGCAAAGUAAAAUAUGGCAGGUAUCAUCAGACAAAGAGGAUAGCAAGAUCAUGUCAGUUCUGGGGUUGAGUUUUGACAAUUUGGAAUCACCAUUGAAACAAUGUUUUGCAUAUUGCUCCAUGCUCGAGAGAGGUUCCUCAAUUGAAAGAGAUAACUUGAUCCAACUAUGGAUGGCUCAAGGUUUUCUCCAUCCUUCUCACGGUCACCAAACCAAGCAAGAGAUUGAAAUGGAGGAUAUAGGCAAUAAGUAUUUUGAGACUCUACUAGAGAACUCCUUGUUUCAAGAUGCUACAGAGGAUGAGGAUGACUAUGGUGUUAUAAUCACCCAAUGCAAGAUGCAUGAUCUUGUGCAUGAUCUUGCAAACGAAGUAUCCCAGUGUGAGAGCUGGACAUCAGACUUCAAUCAUGAGAUGGAUGAUAAUGAGAUUCGACAUGUUGCACGGGUUCCUACUGCAAUACUAGAAAAGAUGCCAAAAUCAAGUAUAUCAAGAUUGCGCUCAUUCUUUUUAAAUAUCAGGGAGGUCUCUAAUACCAUUUUUCCAAAAUUUAGAGCUUUACGUGUCUUAAGUUUUUGUGAGACUGAGAAUCAAGAGUUGCCAUAUUCACUUAGCAAGCUGAAGCACUUGAGAUAUUUAGAUCUUUUUGGUACAAAAAUCAAAGCACUCCCAGAGUUUAUUGGUAAGCUCUAUAACCUCCAAACAUUGAGAUUACCUUGGAAUCUUAAAAAGUGUCCAAAGGUGAUUCAAAAUUUGAUCAACUUGAGGCAUUUUUACUUUGGUGAGGAAAUGAAAUUUGAGGCUGGGAUUUUGGGGCGAUUAACUAAUCUCCGAACAUUGCCUUUCUUUAAUGUGGGUGAGGAGAGAGGUAAUGCAAUUAAGGAGUUGGGUGGGUUGAACCAAUUGAGAGGCCACUUAAUUAUUAUUGGGCUAGAACAUGUAAGGGAUGGAGAAGAAGCAAUGAAGGCUCGCUUGGUGCACAAGAGUCACUUAAGUCGGUUAACAUUUGUAUGGACAGACAAUGAGGUACCUAAUGAAAACCAGACAGAUGUACUAGAUGGCUUGGAACCUCAUGGUAACUUGCUAAGCUUGACUAUUGGAAAUUUCAUGGGUGCGAGAUUUCCUUCAUGGAUAUCAGCUGAAGGAGAGGUCGUGGUAUUUCCUUGCCUCGAACAGUUGAGGAUAGAUGGUUGUGACAGCCUAGAGUCGAUUAGGAUCACACAGGGCAUCGCAUCUCUCGGUCAAUUGAAGAUCAGCUAUUGUGAGGCAUUAUCAAGCCAAGAGGUUGGGCUCGAUUACUGCACCUCUCUUCAGGAGUUGGAUAUAGAUAAUUGCCGUAAUCUGGUUUCAAUUCCAACCGCACAGGGCAUGCCGUCUCUCCGGAAAUUGAAUCUCGUAGCGUGUGAGGGAUUGUCAAGCCUAGGAAGUGGGCUCAACUACUGCACCUCUCUUCUGGAAUUGGAGAUUAAGAUUUGUGAUAAUCUAACAUCAAUUCCAAUCACACAGGGCAUCACAUCUCUCCGGAGGUUGACGAUUCUUUGUUGUGAGAGAUUAUUAAGCCUACCGAGUGGGCUCCAAUUCUGCACCUCUCUUAAGUAUCUGUAUAUAAGGGAUUGCUCUAGUCUAGUAUCCAUUUCAGCAUCAUAUGUGAAGUGCGAUCACCCGGACUCAACGAAUCAACCGGAGGAAAUUUCUCAAGGUGUUGAUGCGUAUUUGUCUUUACAGCUGGAGGAUUGCCAUACUGUAGAAUCUAUUCCACCUAAUCUUCGUCACUUGUUGAUAUGUCAUUGUGGGAAAUUAAAAUAUGUACCCACAGGAUUUCACCUCCUCACUCGUUUGAAGGAGCUGACAAUUGGUCCGUUCUGGCAUAAGCUAGAUGCCUUCCCUGAUUUUCAGCUUCCAACUAAUUCACAACUUGAAGAAUUAUGGUUGUUUGGGUGGCCUAAGCUCAAGUCUCUGCCCCAACAAAUUCAGCACUUUACUUGUUUAAAAGAACUCUAG
Messenger RNA from Rosa chinensis, 2604 nucleotides. Its product is annotated as putative disease resistance protein RGA3. Gene Ontology annotation, molecular function: ADP binding. NCBI's taxonomy places the organism in Eukaryota, Viridiplantae, Streptophyta, Magnoliopsida, Rosales, Rosaceae. Bases 1 to 2604 code for a protein of 867 amino acids. Gene Ontology annotation, biological process: defense response to other organism. The transcript is spliced from 2 exons. The record is from RefSeq and is a predicted model, not a curated record.